This is a messenger RNA of Varroa destructor (honeybee mite), 2093 nucleotides long. RefSeq lists its product as uncharacterized. NCBI's taxonomy places the organism in Eukaryota, Metazoa, Arthropoda, Arachnida, Mesostigmata, Varroidae. The record is from RefSeq and is a predicted model, not a curated record.
AUGCGCAGUUCGUUUACGAAAACGCCAAGAAGCCGUUGGGUUGAAAAGAACUGCAGUCGUGACAGUAACGGGUUCUGUGUGUGUUGAACGUCCGCAUAGAUUAUCAUGGAAGAUACAAAGUACUAUUCCGUCUUAGUCAGCAACGAAACGACGCGGCUAUCUCCGGAUCAUCAGGAAGAUGCCGGGGAUGGAGACAAGAUUUUUGAUUCGAAAGAUACUAACAAAGUACAACAGGAACAAUGCAACACUCAAGAGCAAAAGGAAAAGCAACUCGAGGAACGGGGUGACGCUGUCAGUGAAGCUACAAUUAAAAAGAACGUAUACACAGAGACCUGUAAGGAGCCGCAGAAUAAGCCAGCAAUAGCAGGCGAAACUCGUGCUGCUAAUGCAGCUCGGGUGAAGCUUGAUAACAAUCCAGUAGUGGCCGCCCAUAGCGCACACGAAAACACCCCCAGCCAUGAUGAUGUUCAACAGCAGAGCAUCAAAAUCGCCGAAGAGGACCUGAAAAAUAUCGUAAAGGAUUUGCCUUCGCAUAUCAAGUCUAAAGUCGAUCGUUUCGUUGAACAUUUCGGAGCAGCUGGAGCACCGUCGCCAAUAAAACCACUUCGUGUAAUAGAGACACAUGCAGCCGACGCUGAUUCGGAGGAGUCACUAGAACUGAAGAUCAAUAACACCUUUGUGGUGCCACCACUCGGAGACUUGGUAUCAAAGUGCAUUCAACACAACGGAUCGCAGAUGUCCACCGGUCAACAAUCAAACAUAAACUUGAGCGAACUUCAACAGGACGCAACGAUGGCCUCCGAUAUCGAGGAGCAAGCUCGCCUUAAUGAAGUGGAGAAUUCUGAACACGAUAACGAUAAGGAAGCUAGAAUAAUAGCCGAGCUAAAGGAUAAGGAUCUUCUUUCACGCAAGCGUAGUCAAACUGAGAUGGAACCCGCGGCAUUUGAAUUACCCCGCGCGACGAAGUAUCCGCAUAAGGAUUUCCCGGCUCUUCCGGAGUUUCGAAGUGAUUCGCCCCCUCUGAUGACUUUCGGUGACGGUUACGAAGAUGUAUUCCGGGCACGUUUAUCUUCCAAGGACGCCUGCAUUCAAAAUAUAACAUCCUUCGAGGAGGACAUGAGUGUUCAAGAGAUUUCAGCGAACAUCGGAGCUGGCAUUUUGACUGAUUUAGAAGAAAAGCAAAAAUACCCCGCUGUUUCACCCUCUAAGGAAGAACCACUUGUCAUUCAAAAUGAGGCUCAAAGUCAUGAAAGCGUCAUACAGCCAUCACCAAUGCCAGUAGAAAGGAAUGAGCCAGAAGGAGCCGAGACCCAAAGCAUUGACUUAAACAAAACCUCAGCAGGAGAUUACUUCAACAAAACUCUGGAUAUGACAUUACGUACUUCUGGUUUUAGCGCAUGCGGCUUGGGUAUGCUUUUAGCUUUCGAUGAGAUGCUUGAUCCUGCGGUCGGGCCUCUGCUGCCGUAUGGUUUAAGGAGACGAGGCGCCAACGUCAUUAUAUUCAUAGCAAGUCUCGUCUUUGCAAUUCUUUUUUGGUUUGUAGUGUUAUAAUAUCAACGAUCAUAACACCGAUAGAUGACUGUAGCGCCGAUUUCUAGAUAUCAAUUAAUAUAAUACAUUACGUCGAAUGUGACGGCCGCCGUUGCACGCUUUCUAUGUGUUCCCAAAGUUCAACCACUCAAUACCAUCCCGCGCACUAACGUUGAAACUCUUCGAAAUGCGGCGUCAAUCCCAGAUAGCGUAAUGCUGUUAUCAGUCUCUACUUUAGCUUCACAGAAAUUGCAUACUCCAUCAAACGGAAUCAGUUAUGGCGAACUAUGAGAACGUGAAGCCGCCAUAAAAUUACACGGAAAUGUUUAUACAAGCGCGAAUUACGAAGAAAACAAACGGAAAGUAACUAUCAUAUAUUUAUAAUUAAAUCGCUUUUAAGAGGUUUCCGCAUGCAAAAAAAAUAAAGUAGAGAAUGCGGCCAGUAAGACUUUCAUUUAUUGCGCUGCAUCGUCUAUUAAAUGAGGUAAAUGAAUUGUCCACUGAUUGUUUUAAUUUCAUAAUUGUUUGCAUCAUCUCAAAUAAAUGUGAAAUCAUUUUCAUAA